CGUCCCUGUUCUUCCCAGGAGGCUCCUCGCUGCCUGGUGCCGUAGAGGCCCAUGGAGGAAAAGGAAGAUAAGCAUCACCCAGGUUAGAUCGCCGUUCUCCAUCCGACAUCGUAGAGUAAAAGCCAAGGCACCUCCAAUGGCCUAUGGAGUCUACACAACGCGCCCCUUCCCGUUUCUUGCCUCCCUCUGACAGGACUCUGCUACAGCAAACAGGCCUUUCUGCUAUCAUCUGCAGUGAUGAAGACCAGCAUCAGCAGCACCUGGUUGUUAGGAAUGCAAAUUUUGGGGACUUCCCACCCCCGAGACACACAGAAUCAGAAACUCCAUGGCUGGGGCUCAAUAAUCUGGCUUCAACCAAGGCAUCCAGACAGCAUAAAAUAGAGGAUGCUGCUAUAACAUAUGUAACUGAAAAUGAAGAAAUUAAACACGAAGAAAAACCUGGAAAAAGCAUACAUCAUUCAAAACCACAUGUUGGAAGAGGACGUAUAUAUUAUGCUAAAUUCAUUAACACAAAUGCAAGAACAUACAAUGAACCAGUUCCCUACAUAGAUCCCAAAAAAGGGCCAGAAAUACAGGGUGACUGGUGGUCACAUGGUAAAGCACUGGAACCUGUCUUCCUACCACCUUAUGACUCUAAGAGCACCCAGAGGAGUGACUUCCAAAAACCAUCGUGUCCACUGGUUUUCCCAGUCAAACACAGCAAGACGCAAAAGCCUUCUUGUGGAAUAGUACCACUUGCCUCUCCUGGUACAUCAGCAGAACUUCAAAACAAUUUUAUAGAAUACAUCUCUUUUAUACAUCAAUAUGAUGCCAGAAAAACUCCGAAUGUGCCUCUCCAGGGAAAGAGACACGGAGCUUUUGUACAGAGAGAGAUAAAACCAGGGAGUAGGCCAACAGUUCCUAAAGGAGCAGAGGUAUUACUGAACACUCCAGGGUCAGGUUCAUCAGAACAGUCCAAAAAAACAGAGAAAGGAAACUCAGCGGAAAGCAGAAUGAUCUCACCAGGUCUCUGCCAACAAAAUUCUCAAGAGCUGUUAGAGCCUAAAACUCACUUAUCAGAAACAGACGUCAGACAGGCAGCCAAGGCAUGCCCCAGCACUCCUGAGAGCGGAGAAAAGACCUCAGGCGCCACUCAAACAACUGUAGGAGAUGCUCUUUUCACUAGGCACAAGCCUUUAAAUCCACCAAUUAAAAAAUCAGAAUAAAUUACCCUCUUCAGAUAAAAAUCUAAUCCCUGGAAUAUAGGGAAAUUUCACAAUCAUCAUCUUGGCCCUCACAUUUACUUUUCUGUUAUCAGUAACUUCAGAACAUACAAUUUAUGUAAAUGGAAAAAUAGAAAAAAGACAAUUAAAAUACAACCAAAUGUUAUUAAUAA
Gorilla gorilla gorilla (western lowland gorilla) is the source of this 1375-nucleotide messenger RNA. RefSeq names its product ciliary microtubule inner protein 6 (gene CIMIP6). The coding region runs from base 144 to 1205 and encodes 353 amino acids. The transcript has 6 exons. NCBI's taxonomy places the organism in Eukaryota, Metazoa, Chordata, Mammalia, Primates, Hominidae. The record is from RefSeq and is a predicted model, not a curated record.